Molecule: messenger RNA, 4217 nt
Organism: Mizuhopecten yessoensis (Yesso scallop)
Lineage: Eukaryota; Metazoa; Mollusca; Bivalvia; Pectinida; Pectinidae
Product: speckle targeted PIP5K1A-regulated poly(A) polymerase-like
Exons: 11
Coding region: 266-3121 (951 amino acids)
Cellular component (GO): mitochondrion
Molecular function (GO): poly(A) RNA polymerase activity; RNA binding
Source: RefSeq, a predicted model, not a curated record
CGUAGCUUAACAUGAUCUAUUUGUUUCCGCAUAUCUAUCAUUAUUCUACGAUAACGACCAUAUACCGAGGUUCAAUGCGCCUGGGAUCAUGAGGCCAAACUCAGAAUAAUAAUAAUAAUACGAGUCUAGGCGAAAACAGACAUAAUUACAUUGAAGGAUUGCAGAGUAAUCAAGGAAACAGUAAUAGACUGUUUUAAGUUGAAGACAACAUCGUGGGCGAAAGCAAGCGCAGUUAAUUUCGGAUGAACACGCACACGGCCUGACGAUGUUCGUGAUUUGUGAGAUUUGCGAUAUCACCAUCAACACUGCGGAAGAAUAUGACCGCCACAUCACAGGAAAACGACAUAUAAACCACCUCAAUUAUUACCGUGAGAAAAAGAAGCAUGCUGGAUGCAGUGUGUUUGUGAAGGGGUUUCCACCCAAAACCACAGAAUGGGAAAUGAAAGUGUACUUCAACAACUUCGGCCCUGUGGACAAGGUGAUCUUCGACAAGAAAGAUGAGAAGUUCCCCCAGUAUGCCAUUGUAGAGUUUACAUACGACCAGGCAGCCGAAAAUUGUCUCCGCUACACGCAGCCACACAUCGUCAACAGCACCAGACUCAACGUGAGGAAACGGGACUUCAAAGAGCUGUCAGAACAACCAUAUUUCCCAUGGCAGAAACCCAAGUCACAACAACAACAUUCUUGGAACCAACCCAGAGGUGUUCAGGCCCCACAGGGGCCACCUCAGGGUCAAGGUCAUUAUGAUCGUUCCUGGGACAGCCAGAGAGGACAUGGUUUUCAUGACCCACGUGGAGACCCGGGGUAUGAACCUCACUGGCAGAUGGACGGAGGCUACGGAAAUGAUAUGAGGAACUUUGAUCCUAACUACGAUCCAAAUAUUUAUCCAGAUUUUCAGCAGCAAGCUGUAUUUGGUCACCAAGGUCAAGGCCAGAGUGGUCAAGGUCAGCAAGGACAGAAAGGUCAGCCAGGGCUCCCUGGUCAGGGGAAGAAGAAAAAGAAGAAAAAAGGAGGUGCUAACCCACAGGCUACGAGGGACAAGCCCAAGAUGAAGAAAGAGGAUGUAAUUGACCUCCCUGUCACCGUGGAGGAAUUCCUAAAGGAAAUGAUGUCACAGACUCAGAAAGGGAUUCAGGCAGAAAUGGGGGUGCUAGGUGACAUGAUCCAGGUAACGUCACAGGAGCUCCAAUCACGCUACGUCAUCUGUAAAAUUCUGGAGGAUGUCCUGACCAUGUUCUUCCCAGGUGUCAGCAUCAAUCAGUUCGGAUCCUCGGUGAAUGGUUUCGGUAUCAGAGGCUGCGACAUGGAUGUAUAUAUAGACCUUACAAAUCUUGGCAUUCCGUGUCGUUCACAAUCUAUAGAGUUACCCUAUACAAGAGACAUCCGAUUCCUGAAGAAACAGAGGGGACCACUUGGCCAUGAUGAUAUGAUCAAAAUGAUGCCAAUCGAUAAAGCCAAGCUGAUUCUCCGAAUCCUUAUAGAACAUGCACCGUCUUGUGAGGAACUAACGCUGAUUCCGAGCAAUCGUUGCCCAAUAGUACGCUUCACACAUAAUGAUACAGGCAUCAAGUGUGACCUCUCCAUCGAUAACAAACUCGCCCUGCAGAACACCCGACUGCUUCAGACGUUGAGUCUAUAUGAUCAACGAGUUCGCCCCCUGGUGUAUGCAGUGCGGUACUGGGCCAAACUUAAGGGCUUGGCAGGGAACCCACGAGCCGGACCAACUCUCUCAAACUACGCUCUUACCCUCAUGGUCAUCUAUUAUCUACAGAACCUUCGCCCCAAGGUCCUGCCAACUGUACAGGAAAUGGCCGAACUAUGUGGAAACCAGCGUACGAUAAUCGGUCGAUGGGACUGCUCCUUUGUGGCGGCCCAGUUUAUACCUCCUACCAUGAAUUCACAGACAAACGAGGAGCUGUUGACAGGUUUUUUCACCUUCUUUUCGGAGUUUGAUUUCCACACCUUAGGCAUGUAUACAAGGACUGCACAGUCUUUCCCUAUUGCAGAGGCAGCGAACAGCGGUGUCGCUAUGAAGAUUGGGAUGUUCAACAUGCAGGAUCCGUUUGUAUUAGACCACAAUAUCACACUUAACAUAAACGAGAAAAUGCGACAGCUUAUUGCCAUGGAGUUUCGCGUGGCAGCAGCUAAAGCAGCAAAGUGGCAACUUGCGGAGAAGGCUGCCACCAAGACCAUACUAGAUCUGUUCACUGAGGAUGUCCCAGAGGGCGUGAAAUUUACUGACCUUACCUGUAAGACAACAUCUGGAAUCCAGCUUGGAGAAUACCAGUUUACCAUAGAGCUCAAGAUGGACUCCUUGGACCAGAGUCUGCUUCACACACUUAGGAAAACUGGCAAUCUACAAGUCGCUUGGUGUAAGAAGAUGUGUGUAUUUGCCUAUGGGAUUCUGGAACGUGUGCUUAUGUAUGAUAUAGAAAUCAACAAGACAAAUGUGACAGAACCACUGCCAAAGUCACGCUACUAUGAUCACAAACCAAAGGGCAGGAAACGCACAAACAGCUCAGAUGCAGUUGAGGCAGAGAGUAAGAAAACAAAAACGGGGACAACAGAAAAACCGGAAACUUCUACGGCUGGACAGAGUGCUGCUGAAAAAGAUGUGGAGGCUUCAACAAGUCUUGAAGCAGGACCAGCAUCUGCAUCUGCAUCUGCAUCAGUGCCUGGGGCUGGGACUGGGACAGUGUGUACACCAGAAGCAGGAACAGGGGCGGUGCCUGAAGCAGCGCAACAGGAGGAGCCAAUGGACGAGGGAGCUGCCAUUUCUGAAAGUUACGAAGAUGCAGAUGUGUACCUUGAUAUGGAUCUCAAGAUAUUCUGUAGAACAUGGGCAGAGCGCAAAAAAUUCCUCGCAGCAUUCAAGGAGCGUGGUUACAGUGACAGUGUCGAGUUAGAACAGGCCGUGUCAGAACGCCUGUACUACGACCACUUCAAGACGGCCAGGUUCCCUAUCGUGGAGUACAACUUCAUUGUCAAGUCCAUUGUGAACGGCAGUAAUGCUGUGUUGCUGUUUACUGCACAGGGGGACAAAGAUCAAAAGGAGUUCUACUGUGUCUUUCAUUACAUCAAAAAGUUCCUUACAAAAAUGGCGGAUAAACAUUUCUCUUAGAAGUUCACAUUGGGUCGAUUCUCAAAUACUGAUACUUUUUGAAGCAAAAUAUCACAUCGGAUGAUUUUUGAGUACCUCGCAAAAGUGAUCUCUUUGGGAGAUUCUGAUUACUAAAAUUACUCCUGAAUCAUUGCAUUAGGACUUUUUAGCAGGCUGAUCAUGACUAAUGGCCAUUUUAGGAAAAAAUGUACAUGUUGAUUGAGGGUUUCUCAUUCAUGUACAUGGUUAUCCUUUAGAGUGAUUGCAGUCUAUAUUUACAUACAAAUUUCUUCGGAUUUUGACAUGUCAGAAAAUUUUAGCAUACAGUAGGAUUGAAACAGUAUUGAAUCUGAGGAAAAUAACCCUAAACAAUAGGCUAAUCAGAAGUACAUGUAGGUAGUAAGAGGUACCGUAGGCCACAAGAGGCUUAGCAACCAAAACCAAACUUCAGAUAUUAGCUUAGUAUGUGUGGGAAGUCUUUAUUUGAUGCACCACCCAUCAACACUAUACAAGAAAAUGACUGGGAAAAAGUAAUGAAUUCCCGGUUCUAUCCUCAGUUAGCAUCAACACUAUACAAGUUAAUUACUGGGAUUGAAAAAUGAAUUCCCUGUUCUAUCCUCAGUUAGCAUCAACUCUAUACAAGUUAAUUACCGGGAUUGAAAAAUGAAUUCCCUGUUCUAUCCUCAGUUAGCAUCAACUCUGUACAAGUUAAUUACCGGGAUUGAAAUAUGAAUUCCCGUUUCUAUCUUUAGUUAGCAUCAACACAAUACAAAUAACAUUACUAAUGUAGAUCUAGGGUUCCAUAUCCUUGAUGAACUCAAGAUCACACAUCAAUGUCACUCUGAGUGUGUUACUGAUGUAGGUGCAGUAUUCCUUGUUAUAAACUUGUGGAGUCUGAGAUUGCUUAUCACCACCCUACCUUUGUUUGAUUUGAAGUUUUGUUAAAACAUUGAUUUAUAGACGAGUGACAAAUAUUUGAGGAUUUCAUAAAAGUAAUUGUUUUUAGACCUUUGUGUAGUGGUCAUGAGUGGCUGUUAUACUGCAAUCAACGCAAACAUCUAAUGCCUCUCUGUUGAAACAACCUUGUAUAAGUAAUUAGUUCGUCAGAGUCUGGUCU